Effrenium voratum is the source of this 1767-nucleotide messenger RNA. The record is from the annotation of a GenBank genome assembly. NCBI's taxonomy places the organism in Eukaryota, Dinophyceae, Suessiales, Symbiodiniaceae.
AUGCGCGGGCAAAUUAUGGCAGCAGUGCUGCUGUUCGCCACAGCAGAACGUCCGCGCGAUGCUCAUGCGGCCCCGCUCGUGCCCCUGCAUGAGCUGCCCCUGCGCACCAAAGGACGCUUUGUAGUGGGCCAAUCUGGCCGCCGGGUGAUGCUGGCCUGUGUGAACUGGUAUGGCGCAUCCCAAAGGCAGAUGGUGAAUAACGGCCUGGACACCCAGCCGAUUCAGGCAUUUUCUGACAGGAUCGCCGCGUUGGGGUUCAACUGCGUGCGCUUGCCCUUCAGCCUAGAGAUGGUGCUCCGGAACACCACGGUUCCGAACCCCGAGGCGCUAGCUGCCAACCCCGAGCUGCUGGGGCUGUCGCCCAUUCAGGUCUUCGAUAAGACGGUGGAGGCGCUGACAAAGGCGGGGCUCCUGGUGGUCCUGAACAAUCACGUCUCCUCUGCGGGCUGGUGCUGCAGUGGCAGCGAUGGGGAGGGGUUGUGGUACACGGAGAGGUUCUCGGAGGAGGACUGGCUGCGGGGGCUGCGACUCAUGACGAGGAGGUACAAGGGCGACGCGCGUGUCAUGGGCUUCGACCUAAGGAACGAGGUCCGAGCAGACGGGAUCCGCCUGCCCACCUGGGGCUCCGGGGACCCGUGGACGGAUUGGGCCAUCGCCGCGGUGAAGGGCGCCCGCGAGGUGUUGCGGGAGCGCCCUGAUCUCCUCAUUGUUGUCUCAGGCAUUCACUUCGGCAUGCGCUUGUCUGAAGUGCCCAGCCGCCCUGUCCACGAGGAGGUGCCUGAGCUGCGAAACCGUACGGUGUACACCACGCAUUUUUACUACGGCUGGUCCUUCGACAUGAUGGCCUUUGACAUGCUCGCGCGCCACAUCCCGGUGCUGAUAUGCUUCACCUGCUGGCUGUGGUUCCUGCUGGCCGCGGACCGCUCAGCUCGCGCGGCUCGUGCACCGGGCCCGCGCCAGUCCGAGGCGAGCCCAGGCUGGGAGCUGUGCGCAGCGGCUGCGCUGCUCGCGCUGCAGGCCUGCUUGUUCCUCAUUGGCGAGAUACUUGGGCAAAGCUGCGGCCACAUUCACAUCGUAUCACCGCCUGCCUUCGUGGUUCUUUCCAGCUGGCUCUUCCAAGCCAGCUACCUGAUUUGGGCGAGGAUACUGUUGUCCUACACGCUGGUCCUCUUCACAAACACCAAGGAGCCGCGAGGCUACAGCCCUGUGCAGGGCGGGAGCCGCGAAGCGGUCGAGGACCCGUCACUCGCGGCGAUGCCGCAAGAUGAGAUGCUUCAAGUGGAGGCGCCGCCCGUUCCGAAGUCCAGGGCGCCGGUGGGGCUGGCCAUCCUGCGCGCCGCUUGCCGCACCUGCACUCUGUGCUGCGGGUCGGAUGCCUUGGUGCAACCGUUGCGGGAGAGGCAGCGGCUUUCGGCAGUGGCACCCUUGGCCUUCCUGACGGCGCUGCUGGUGGUAGGGGGCAAGUGCGGGUCCUACGAGAACUUCCGAGGCGAGCUGGACGCCUGCCUAGGCCCGCUGCUGAGCGGGGAGGGCGUCACGCCGGCGCCGGUGUGGUUGAGCGAGUUUGGGACAGACGUGAGGGACAACUACUUCAACAACAUCAUCCGUUACAUGAAGGAAAACGAGCUCGAUUUUGCCUACUGGAGCAUCAACGGCAGAAAGAGGUUCAACGAGAGUGAGACCUACGGCCUGCUCCAGGACGACAACUUCGCAGUGAGACAUCCUUGGAAGCUGGAGAUGUUGCAUUCAUUGCUGGGUGCCAAAUAG